Molecule: messenger RNA, 4834 nt
Organism: Microtus ochrogaster (prairie vole)
Lineage: Eukaryota; Metazoa; Chordata; Mammalia; Rodentia; Cricetidae
Gene: Shld1
Product: shieldin complex subunit 1
Exons: 3
Coding region: 1-624 (207 amino acids)
Biological process (GO): negative regulation of double-strand break repair via homologous recombination; positive regulation of double-strand break repair via nonhomologous end joining; positive regulation of isotype switching
Cellular component (GO): site of double-strand break
Source: RefSeq, a predicted model, not a curated record
AUGGUGCCCAUCUGUGCCUUCAUGGAGUGUGCUAAGCCCUCAGCGAGUCCUUCUGGACUUACUUCAGAGGCCGGAAACUACAAGGACUGUUUAAAUCUUUGCGGUUAUGCCGGAAAAACCGCGGAAGGCAGUGGCUCCUAUGGCACAGAAGGGAGAGCUAGAAGUUUCCUCAGAUUUGCAGAUAGCAGUUCUCUAAACACUGAACAAAAGGGCUCCUGGGACUCUGAGAACUUCUGGCUUGAUCCUUCCGCGAAAGGCCAGUUGGAGACCAGUGAAGAGGAGGAUGGACUCCGGAAAUCACUGGACAGAUUCUAUGAAGCAUUUGCCCAUCCACUGCCGGGCUCUGGGGAUCAGCUCUCUGCCCCUGUGUGUCGGUGUCUGUCUCAGGCAAUCUCUGAACUUGAGGGCCAGGAGAGCCAGAAAUACACUCUCCGCAGUUUCCAGAUGGCGCGAGUUAUCUUCAAUCGGGAUGGCUGCUCCAUCUUACAGCGGCAUUCCAGGGAAACGCGCUUCUACCCUCUGGAACAAGGAGCCAACUCUUUGGAGGGCGAAGAGCCCACCCCAGGACUGUCUAGAGAGAUCGUUCAUUUCCUCUUGGAGCAGAACAUAAUGAAAGACUCCUAGCUGGAGCUGGUGUGAAAGCGGGCAGUGCUGGAGGGGAAGUGCUGUAUCUUGGCCCUCAGACUCCAUGAGGGGGUCUCCUGGUAGCUUCCUGUUCCCAGCCGUUAGCUACAAGCUUUGCAGGUAGAGGCUGGCACCAGCGGUCAGGUGAUGGAGCUAGUAAGUCUCUAGGUGUGCCACCCCACCACUCACGUUGGCGAAGGCUGCUACGGACUCAGCUAGGGUUCCUUGCCUUAGUCUGUGUUCCAGACUGUUCUGCUGGGGUCCAGACCAGGGCUGGGGCUUUGGCAGGAAAUCACUUCCUUGCUUGGUUCAUCCCUCCUCCCACCCACCUCCUGGUGUCUCAGGGCCUUUUCUUAAUAAACUUUUAUAUCCGCACCCUUGACUCAGACUACUCCUGGGAGAACCGGCGAGAACCGCCUUCUGGGAGAUGAGUGUUUUGAGGAUAUACAUUUCUGAGCUGAAUCAAGGGUAACAACUAUGCAGAGUUGUCAAUGGGGACCAAUCGAUUGGCCUGAAGCAAUGGAAAGAUUUAAAAACUCUUCCAGCUACCACAUCACAUCCUAAUCAUACCGUUGGCUCCUCACCAAAGCCAGAAUUCCCUGUUCUAUAUUGACGGUGGGGAAGGGACAUUUGGACCAUCUACAAAGCAAAAAUUCACACACGAAGAGGCUUCUUCAGGUCCACUGAUUGCAGUGUGCAAGGUGAGGAGACAGCACUGGACCGUCCACUCGGGAUGUGGGAACACAGGUCUAAUGUGUAAGGGAGGCACUGCGUGACCAUGCCAGUUUGUGCUUAAAGGGAGUAAGGAAUCCUUUGCCCGCCAGCUUUUCCCUCUCCUUGUUACUUUUGCCCUCUGUCCACUUCCAGCAUCCCCUGUCAUCCUCUGAAGGGUUGCCCCUCAUUCCUGCCCUGUUCUCACCCCCAGCACCCUGAGCUCCAGGCAUAUGCUUGCCCUGAGCAGGGCUUUGCUGUCACCUGUGCCUGGCCUCCAGGCAGGUGCACAGCCUGACAGGGAGCUCUUUAAAUAGCUGGUUCAGGCUUGCACUGGCAGAUGCUCCACUCUGCGGGUUGCAUCCUGAGCCCCAGUUUGAGAAUUACGUCAGCCGGCACCAGGAACUCUGAAACAGUAAUUGGAAGCCUCAUAGAGCGCUGCAAGCAAAUUACAUCAGUAGAAAGGCCCAUUCCCCUUGCUUGGAGGAAUAGCAAAAGCUGGUAACCCUGCACAGUUGGAUUUUGUGAAACUUGAGGUGAAGUUUAAUUGGCACGAGACGCCAAAGCUUUUCAGAAAGUGGAUUAUGCAAAUUGGGCAGCCGACAAGUGCACCCUAGAAGUCAGUACACUGCAGAGUGUCUUGACUCUUGUGUGGAAAGAAGCCUAAAAGGAAGCAGGGGUGUGAGCAGGCUUCCAGUUCAGGGAAGGUCUGAGGUGAGACCCUUCCACACGGAAAUGUCGAGGCACAUGUAGAAGGGGUUCCGUAUGGUAGGAAACCACCUUGAGGGGUGCUCACAAAUGGGGCUCCAGCUCUCCCUCUCACGGGCAGUCUUCUGCUGCUUCUUCCUGUUCAACAUCCCAUUCAGUAAUCAUGAAACAGGUGCAAUUUCAAACCUGCAGGUCAGAUGUGAAGGCUGUUGGUCUUAUUGUUUUCACUUGAAGCAUAAUACCAGGAGACACCCGUGAAAAAUGGUGAAAAUAAUCCAACCAAGGGCACGCUCACAGUUCGUCUCCAUGGCUAUCAGUGGAGGGAAUCUGGGUUAUUCUAUGCUUGUUUUUAAAGGACAACAAAAAAGGUAUUUGACUCUUCAGGUUAGGAGGUAGUGGUUUCUAUUUUGAAGGGAGUUUUUAAUAUCAAAGCCUGCCUACGCUUCCCUGAGGUCAUCACUGAAGGGGUUCAGCAGGAGGAAGCCUCUGAUGGUACAGCAUGGGAGAGUAAAAGCCAGGGUUGCCCUGGGGAAGCACAGUGAAUGGUGUGUGUUCACUUAAAUCUGCGUAAGUGUUUGUGACAGGCCAGCACAAGAUACUUGAUUCCCUGGGGUCCUGCCCCUUAACUCAAUCUCUGGGAGGAUAGAGUGGCUUUUUCCAUUUAUCUCUGUGAACCUUUAAUAAAGACUAAGAUAAGACACUGCAGCCCAGGCCUUUGGCAGGAUUGCCUGUUUCAGCACCGAGGGUAAGUUCACAACACCUUAUCAGCUCAUGAACACUGUGAGGGGACUUAGGAUAGCAUCUGUGAUGUUUUCCAGAACCACAGAGCCUUUGUGAGGGUCACUUUGUUCCAGAAACGUCAAAUCCUGAAGAUGAGAACUGCUGGCCAAAUCUGAGGUUCGUGUCCUGGGCUCGGGUCAUUAGCCUGUUUCUCCAGGUGACUCAUGCUCAGGAUUGGAGCCUGGGACCUUGUACUAGCUCAGCCUGCAGUCCUCUAUUGACUUCUACCCGAACCACACUGAUUGCUCUUUGGGAACAUGUGACUGAUCAUAUUAUCAGUAAUUUCAAAGCAGUACAACAGCAGCAGUUCUGUUUAAAUUGGAAAGGGUUUUAAAAAUGCUGUAUUGGAAAAAAAGGAAAGGGUUUUAAACACACACAAAAAAAUGUUGUAUUGGAUUCACAGUUACACACAGAAGUGCAUACAUUCUAUAUGUGGAUGUCAGUAAUUCUCACAGGCUGAACUUAUCUGUGCAACCAGAAUCUUCCUUGAGCUAUAAGACCCAGUGCUGCCCCUACAGGAAGGGUUCCUUCUGCAGAACUGAUGAGAGCAGUGGGCACUGCCCUGUUUUCUCAGGGUGCUGGCAGCACACAAACUGAGCAAACAUGGACAGUGUGUUUCAUUGCUAACUUGUUCUGUUCAACAUGCUAGGAAAAUAUGAGUAAUGCAUGUAAUCCAUGGUUUUAGAUGACAGUGUUCAUCUAAAUAUAAGUUUAAUAUAAGUUUAAAAUGUAAAGGGCUAAUUUAAUAAAAUUUAAUCAUAGAGUAGGUGACACCAGAUGCUCAAAAGUUAGAACUAUGGUGUGCCCCCAAAUCGCUGAAGUCCAAGAUACAGUAGAAUAGAUUAUUCUCGGGGCUUGUGGGUAACUAUAGGGGGGACUAGUGCAAACACAUCCAUGUUCAAAGCUACCUUUGCCUCUCUUUGCCACAGUGCAAGUUAUUUAAAAAAGAAGAGCAUUCAUGAAUGAUCAGGCAAUAUAAAAGACUAGUGAUAUCAAAAUAGGAAAAUAGUUUCUGUCUAGUAAUUGAAGCAGUACCAAUAUAAAAAUGGAUACAUCAAAGGAAAGGGUUAAGUCCAUAAAGCAGUGUGGUAGUUUGAAAGAAAAUGGCCCCCAUAGGGAGUGGCAUUAUUAGGAGGUGAGGCCUUAUUGGACGAAGUGUGUCACUGUGGAGGUGAACUUUGAGGUCUCAUGUAUGCCCAAGCCACAUCCAGUGAGUCAGCCCAUUUCCUGUUUCCUUCUGAUCAAGAUAUAGCCAGCACCAUAUCUGCCUGCAAGCCACCGUGCUCCCCACCAUGAUGAUAAUGCACUGGACCUCUGAACUGUAAACUGCCACUUCAGUUAAAUGCUUUUCUUUGUAAAGUUGCUGUGGUCGUGGUGUCUCUUCACACAAUAGAAACCCUAACUAAGACAAGCAGAUAUGCAACUUGGUUACCUAAUGAAGGUGGCAUUUCAAAUUAGGCAUGGCUGGGGAUGUCGCUUGGUGUAGACCUAUGUAACAUGCAUGUGGUCCUAGGUUCAUCACCAACACAGGAAGAAGAAAAGAAAAUGUAAGACAAAGACAGCUGCCAGCCAUGGUUCUGGAAUGACAGACUCUCAGCUUUGGGAGAGGGAGAGUCAAAAUAGAAAGCUGGGUUCCCCGUCUCAUUUCUUAUAUUCAAAUGUCUUCUACUUGGGUUUUAGGGUAAAAAAAAUUAUGUAAUAAAAGUGUAAGAGAGAUAUAUGUUAUAUAUAUAUAUUAUACACACACAGGCAUAUGGGGAGAAAAGGAUGUCUUGGAUUGGGGAAAUCUUUCUAAGAAUUGCUUUAAAAAAGAAAAUCUUUAAAAUUUCAAAGAAAUUUUGAUGAAAUUGUCUGAAAACAUAUACCUUCUGGUCUGGCAAGAAUGAUUCAACAGGUGCUUGCUGCCGAGUGCGGUGAUCUACCUGGGUUUGAUCCCAGGACCCCAUAGCAGGAGAGGAGAGAGCUGACUCUAGCGAGUUGUCCUCUGACCUCUGAAGUUGUCCUGGUGCAC